AUGUACAUUUUGAUAUAUAAUCUAAGUUUAUAGAUGAUUCAUUCUUUUACAAGAACAUUUUUAUCAAUCUACAUAAUCUUCCGAUUUCCAUAUAUUCACCUUGAAAUAGUACAUGUAAUGCUAACUUUUGAUUUUAUAAUUAUCUAUUUAUUAUUCCAAAUCGAUAGAAAAAAUAAAAUCUAAUGUUUUUUAGCAAAGGAUUAUUGGUGGAGGUAAGAAUUCAUUGAUUUUUAAGAGCUUUAAUUAUAUUUAUGAUUUAGGAAAUAUCAGUUAAUACAGUUUAUGCUGUUUAUACUUGGUAAGAAGUCUUUACUUGGUUCUCGGUGUAUUUUUUAAUAUUAUGUUAUGUUUUAUGGGAAUGCUAAAUGAUUAGAUACAGACAACAUAUAAACUUUUACUUUAACGCUUUUUAUUUGGGUCAAGCCUAUUUGGAUAGUGAUAUCUUGUUUCCUUGUUCCUUGUUAAAGUUAUUUAAGCAUUGA
Messenger RNA from Paramecium sonneborni, 482 nucleotides. The record is from the annotation of a GenBank genome assembly. NCBI's taxonomy places the organism in Eukaryota, Ciliophora, Oligohymenophorea, Peniculida, Parameciidae.